Molecule: messenger RNA, 33922 nt
Organism: Loxodonta africana (African savanna elephant)
Lineage: Eukaryota; Metazoa; Chordata; Mammalia; Proboscidea; Elephantidae
Gene: PCBP3
Product: poly(rC) binding protein 3
Exons: 14
Coding region: 30800-31891 (363 amino acids)
Biological process (GO): regulation of gene expression; regulation of RNA metabolic process
Cellular component (GO): nucleus; cytoplasm
Molecular function (GO): mRNA binding
Source: RefSeq, a predicted model, not a curated record
GAGGGUGGGGGAGGGAACAGAGAGAUAGGAGAGUAGCACCUCAGAAUAUAGCCAGAGUUGCUUGUCUUGCUUGGAAUGACUGUUAUAUCUGAGAUUCCCGCGGGCGCGUCGCCUAUGUGUGCUGGCUGUGUGGAGAUUGCCCCCAGGGGGUCUGGCCCGCUGGAGUCACGGUCAGAUCCUCCGCUUCCAGCCACACGCCCAGCGUCAAGGCUCCCCUACUGGGACGGUGCACUCUCAACUCCAAAAUCAGUCGCUGCCUCCCGGGGACUUCUCGUCCCUCCAGCCGCGUGGCCGUGCCGCCCCCGUGAACCAGGUGGGCCCCCUCCCGGGGUUAGUUCAGAUGGGUGGAGUAGCUCCCCGUGCUUGUGCCGCGACCAAGUGUCCCGGCUGGAACGCUGUUCUCCCCGCUCCAAUACCAGUCACUGCCUCCCGGGGACUUCUCCUACCGGCUGCGUCCCACGCCGCCCGCGCGACCCGGCUGGUCCCCCUCCCGGGGUUAGUUCAGGGGGUGGAGCAACUCUCCGUGUUUAUGGCGUACCUGCGAGCAGUCCAAAUCCCUGCGGGACGGUUCCCCGGCUCGGAUGCUGCUCUUUCUGCUCCAAGAUCAGUCACUGCCUCCCGGGGACUUCUCCUACCGGCUGCGUCCCACGCCGCCCGUGGAACCGGCUGGUCCCCCUCCCGGGGUUAGUUCAGGGGGGUGGAGCAGGUCUCUGUCCUUGUGCCGUACCUGACUGGUACGCUGGCUCCAGGCUCUGGAAACUAUCGCUGCUUCCCCGUAUUAGUUCGUUCUCCGUCUCUAAAUCCGUGUUUGUUGUUCAGAGUUCGUAGAUUGUUAUGUAUGUGAUCGAUUCACUUGUUUUUCCGUGUCUUUGUUGUAAGAGGGAUCCGAGGUAACGUCUGCCUAGUCCGCCAUCUUGGCUCUGCCCCCCUUCAUGAGUUUUUAUAGUAGUGAUCUCAUACAGUAUUUGCCCUUUUGCGAUUGAUUUAUUUUACUUAGCAUAACGCCCUCCAGAUUCAUCCAUGUUGUGAGAUGCUUCGCUGAUUGUUGUUUUUUAUCGUUGUGUAAUACUCCAUUGUGUGUAUGUGUACCAUAGUUUGUUUAUCCACUCGUGUUGAUGGGCAUCUAGGUUGUUUCCAUCUUUUUGCUAUUGUGAACAAUGCUGCAAUGAACAUGGGUGGGCAUAUGUCUAUUCAUGUGACAACUCUUAUUUCUCUAGGAUGUAUUCCUAGGAGUGGGAUUACUGGAUCAUAUGGUAUUUCUAUUUCUGGCUUUCUAAGGAAGCCUCAUAUCAUUUUCCAAAAUGGGUGUACCAUUUUGCAUUCCCACCAGCAGUGCAUAGGAGUUUCAUUCUUUUACAUCCCUGGUUAGAUUUAUUCCUAAGUAUUUUAUUUUUUUAGAGGCUAUUAGAAAUGUUAUUGUUUUCCCAGUUUCCUUUUUGUCAUUCUCUUUAUUGGUUUAUAGGAAUCCAACUGAUUUUUGUAUAUUUAUCUUGUAUCCUGCUAGUCUGCUGAAUUUUUCUAUUAGUUCCAGAAGUUUUCUCAUGGAUUCUUUUGGGUUUUCUACAUAUAGUAUCAUUUCAUCCACAAAUAGAACAGUUUUACUUCUUUAUUACCAAUUUGGAUGCCCAUUAUUUCUUUUUCUUGCUUUAUUGCUCUAGCUAGGACUUCCAGCACAAUGUUAAAUAGGAGUAACGUUGUUCCUAUUCUCAGGGGGAAUGUUUUCAGCCUCUCUCUGUUAAGAAUGAUGUUGGCUAUCGGUUUUAUAUAGAAGCCCUUUAUUAUGUUGAGGAGUUUCCCUUCUAUACCUAUUUUAUUGAGAGUUUUUAUCAGAAAUGGGUGUUGGACUUUGUUGAAUGCCUUUUUGUGUCAAUUGAGAUGAUCAUGUGAUUUAUUUUUAUGGUGGAUUACGUUGAUGGAUUUUCUAAUGUUCAACCAUCCUUGCAUACCUGGUAUGAAACCUACUUGGUUGUGGUAUAUUAUUUUUUUGAGGUGAUGCUGAAUUCUAUUGGCUAGAAUUUUGUUGAAAAUUUUUUGCAUCUAUAUUCAUGAGAGAUACUGGUCUGUAAUUUUCUUUUUUUGUGUGUCUUUGCCUGGUUUUGGUAUCAGAGUUAUGCUGGCUUUAUAGAAUGAAUUUGGUAAUAUUGUUGCUUUUUCUAUGUUCUGAAAUAGUUUGAGUAGUACUGUUGUAAGCCCUUCUUUGAAUGCUUGGUAGAAUUCUCCAGUGAAGCCAUUUGGGCCAGGGCUUUUUUUUGGGGGGGGGGGGACUUAUUUUAAUUACCUUUUCAAUCUCUCGUUAUGGGUCUGUUCAGAUUUUCAGUGUCAUUUUGUGUUAGCUUAGGUAGAUUUUUUAGGUAGAUAUUGUGUUUCUAGAAAUUUUUCCAUUUACUCUAGGUGUUCAAAUUUGUUAGAGUAUAGUUUUUCAUAGUACUCUGUUAUGAUCCUUUUUAUUUCAGUUGGGUCUGUUGUAAUGCCCCCCUAUUUCAUUUCUUAUUUGGGUUAUUUGAGCCCUCUCCUGUUUUUCUUUAGUCAAUUUGGUCAGUGGUUUGUCGAUUUUGUUGAUCCUUUCAAAGAACCAACUUUUGGUUUUGUUGAUUCUUUCUAUUGUUUUUCUAGUCUCUAUUUCAUUUAUUUCUGCUCUGAUCUUUAUUAUUUCCUUUCUCCUGAUUGCUGUGGGCUUCUUUUGCUGUUGUCUGUUUGUUUGAGUUGUGUAACUAAUGUUUUGAUUUUGUCCCUUUUUUCUUUUUUUGAUGUGUGCAUCUGUUGCUAUAAAUUGACUUCUGAGCACUGCCUUUGCUGUGUCCCAAAGGUUUUGAUAUGAUGUGUUUUCAUUCUUGUUUGAUUCUAGGAAUUUUUUGAUUCCGUCUAUUACCCAGUGGUUUUUAAGCAGGGUAUUAUUCAGUUUCCAUGUAAUUGAUUUUUUUUCCUUGCUCUUUCAUUUUGUUAAUUUCCACUUUGAUGGCAUUGUGAUCAGAGAAGAUACCUUGUAUUAUCUCAGUGUUUUGGAUCUUGUUGAGGGUUGCUUUGUAGCCUGAGAUGUGUUCUAUUCUGGAGAAUGUUCCAUGUGCAUUAGAAAAGAAUGUGUACUUUGCAGCUGUUGGGUGCAGUGUUCUAUACAUGUCUAUGAGGUCAAAUUGGUUGAUUGUGGCCUUUAGGUCUUCUUCUGUAACCUUGUUGAGUUUCUUUCUAGGUGUUCUGUCCUUUGCUGAGAGUGGUGUGUUGAAGUCUUCUAAUGUUAUUGUGGAACUGUCAGUUUCUCUUUUCAGUGCUGUUAGAGUUUAUGUAUUUUGGAGCCCUACCAUUGGGUGCGUAGAUACUUAUUAUGGUUAUGCCUUCGUGAUGGGUCAUUCCUUUAAUCAUUAUAUAAUGCCCUUAUUUGUCUUUUAUGGUGAAUUUUGUUUUAAAGUCUAGUUUAUCUGAGAUUAGUAUUGCCAUUCUUGCUCUUUUUUUGGUAGCUGUUUGCUUGAUAUGUUUUUUCCAUCCUUUGAUUUUUAAUAAAUUUACAUCUUUGUUUCUGAGGUAUGUCUCUCGUAGACAGCAUAUUGAUGGAUCCUGUUUUUUUUUAAUCCAUUCUGUCACUUUCUGUCUCUUUAUGGGUGUGUUUAGGCCAUUUAGGUUCAGUGUAAUUACUGAUAGUGUGAUUUUUAUUGCUGUCAUUUUGUAGUGUCUUUUUUGUGGUGCUGAUGUUUUCUUUGUUCAUUUUAACAUUCUUUACACGUACAAUUCAGUGACGUUAAUUCUGUUCAUCAUGUUUGAGCUUUGUUAAUUGUUGUCUUUCAAGGAAUUUGUCCAAUUCUUCUAAGUUGUUAAAAUUGUUGGCUAAAAUUGUUUAGGAUAUUCUCUUAUUAUCCUUUUAUUGUCUGUAGGAUCUGUAGAAACAAUUCCUCUUUCAUUGUUGAUAUUGAUAAGUUGUUCUCCCUUUUUUUUUUCUUGAUCAAUCUAGCUAUGGGUUUAUUUAUUUUAUUGAUAUUUUUAAAGAGCUAGCUUAUAAAAAAUGGGUUGGUUAAUUUUCUCCAUGUCUAUUUUCGAUUUUGUUCAUUUCUGAUCUUUAUUAUUUCUUUCCUUUAACUUACUUUGGGUUUACCUUGCUCUUCUAUUUCUAACUCCCUGAAGUGGAAUCUAAGAUCAUUGAUUUGAAAUCACUAGUUUGUUCCUGAUCUUGAGGGUGGCCUUCCUGGGUUUUUGAUUGAGACCCUUGCAGGCGCCUAUUUUCUCAACCCUGAAAGCUCAGCCAGUUAAAGGUUUUGCGCUUAUUCCUUUAGCCCCCUGCCAUGCAAUGCAACAAGACAAAACAAAACAAAAAAAACCCAAACCCAUUGCUGUCAAGUUGAUUCCUACUUAUAGCAACCCUAUUGGAUGGAGUAGAACUACCCGAUAGGGUUUCCAAGGAGCAGGUGGUGGAAUUGAACUGCCAACCUUUUGGUUAGCAACCUGAGAUCUUAACCACUGUGCCACCAGGGCCCCUGCCUCACACCGUUGGGUUUGAAGUCUGGCAGAUGUUUUGAGGGGUAGGAAGAUUGUGUGAUUAUUGUAGGUCACUUUCCUUUGUUGCAGCUUUGUCUUCUAAACACCUGGAAACGGGCAGAGAUUUUGCUCUACCUUUCUGGCCCAGCCUCUUUCAGUCCAAGAAGUCGGGAAAUGUCUGAUGGGAGAACAAGCCUUAUGUUUUGGACUCCUUUAGCUUCCCAUCUGUUGUAGUAGUCCCAUGCGACUGCAAAAAAGCUCUGCUAGUUUUUCUUCCCCACAGUAGAAUCCCUCAACUUGGACCAAGCCUGAUUCUUAAGGACUGUUCCUUGUGUAGAAUUUUAAUUCAUAUAGUCUUUGUUGUUUUGAUGAUUUUUAAAGUACAGGUUUUGCAAUUUAUUAUUUUUUGAAAAUCUGGUUGUCACACUGGUAAUGUUGCCUUGGCGUGACCCACCAAAUUCAAGGAAGAAUUCCCCUCUCUUUGUAUAAUUUAUGUACAAGAAAAGGCAUCUAUUUAAAUUGUCACUGCAUUGAAAUAACACAACCUAGGUAGUAUAAAUCAAAGAGGUUUAUUAAGGAUUUUAAAAGAAUUUGAAUUGGGAACAAUGUGGCUCAACUAAAUGAAACCAUGCAGUUCAAAGUGGGGUCAUAAGCACAAGCUAAUGUAGGGCUAAGGCAGUUCUGAUUGGUUACUGAGAAUAAAAUGCAAGUGAAAAAUGCAACAAGUGGUAGGUCAUUGGCUACAUAUUCAUACUCAAAUAGAAUGCUGGUGAAGAAUAUAAUUCUGGUGCAGAAUGCAACGCUGGUGAAGCGAGCAGCAUGUGGUGGCUCAUUGGUUAGAUGCAAUUAGCAUCAAAGGUACAUUUCUUAAAGAGAAAUUACCAUUGAGGCACACAUUUCUUACACAUCUAGUGGAUAUACAUAUUAAAAUUUACUGAACUGGGGACCUGCUUUUAAUUUUAGCCAUUUUUCUUUAGGUCAAAAACUUCACAGAAAUGUUUUCUCUCACACUUUUCCUUCCUCUUAAUCAAGGAUUUUCGCUACAUCCUUUGAUCACACCUUGAUACAGAAGUCUUCAGCAUGGACUUAAUUUGCUUUAUGCUGCUCCCAGGUGGUCAUAAUUCUAGCCUUUUGUUCACCUAGGCUGCUUUCUCGUAGUCAAAUUCCACUGGUACCUUGGUUGCCAGGCAGCUCUGGUUUAUCUUCACCAUGUGCAGGUUCAUAUCCCUGAGGCAUUUGGGUGUGUGAUGUUAGGACCAAAUUCUCAGGAAUAUUUGACAGUUUAAAAUGAUUGAGUUAAAUGCAAGGCUCCUCACGCUCAGCUAACACUUAUGUGGUUUCUGUAUACAUCAUUCUUCUCAUAGGCAUCACGUCACUUCUCUGGGCUGAAGUAUUAGUGAAGACCUUUAUGCAACACUUAAUGGUUCUUAUCACAGUGACUACUAUGACCCAAAUCAUAAUUCCUGUAAGCAGCACAGAUCUAAUCUAUGCACCCAUCCCUUCAGGCAACCAGCUAAAAAAAAGUCUACAAGGAGAAAUCUGACCUGGUUUCUGGGAUGUGUAGCCAGACUGCUUUCUGGUGUAUUUGCUUAAUAUCAUGUUCCACUUCCCCUUAGGUAUUUACCCACGUUCAGCAAGAGGUGUUGGCAGUUGUGCAGAUUCCUCCCUGUUGUGCUAACAGGAAGUCCAGUGCAGUUAGAUGAUCCAGCAUUACCUUGACCAGGGAGUUCAAUAAAGUUUGUUGGGCAACCAUAGCACUGGCUAUAUCAUCAGCUGUUUGUUCCACUGUAUCAGAUAAAUUCCUGAUUGACCAUUCCAGAUUAGCAACUCCCCACCAGGGUAUAAAGGCUUUCACAAAUGAAAACCCAGGACCAGGGUUAUCCUUAAUAGGAUCAUCUCCAGGUCCAAAACCUCUCUUAUGCUGAGUGAGGAGGUAUAAUUCUCCAGUCCAAUGUAGACUGUCACUAUAUGAAUGGAUAUGUAAUGGUACCCCUAGUCAGCCCAAGGCACAUUGGCCCAGCAUGUUCCAUCUGUCUAGGCAGGGUUAUGCCUAAGCAUAGGGGUCAUUUCUGGGGUUUGAUAGGCUUUUAGUGGGGUAAUCUGAUCUUCCACACAAAAACACAUAUUUGUAAAGGAUUUCCUGUGUAAUUGUGAGGGAAAGGGAUGCUUUGAUUAACUCACUGAAGCCAAGGUUCAGUUACGGAGUUGUUAUAGACAACUGUCCCAUCUUUAGAGGGUUCUAGAGCCUAGUACAAAGGGAGGGACAAGCCACUAUUGUUUGAGCAGUCAGGUAAUUUCCUUACUUAUUUGAUAAUAUCCCAAAGUAUCUAGGGAAUUCUCUGUGAUGGAGUGAAUAGUUAAUUUGGAAAAAACAUGAAUACCUCUGCAUUUUGUGAAGCAGGCUCUUAGAUGUUCCAUAACCUGGUCAGACAUUGUGGACUGGGUUGAAGUAGAGCAUGGUACCAGAGGUUGGGCUGACAAUCCCAAAAUAUACCAAAAUCUGUCUUGUAUGGUUUGUUUAAAGGAAACAGUAGGGUUACCAAUAGCUUAAGGGAUGUGGCUAUAGUGGUAGACUGGAAUUGCCAAGGGUUUGGAGUGUUCAUGUAUGGCGUGUGGAAUGGGGUGGCAAACCCAGCAGUUAGUUAGGUUGCCUGCCCUGGCCACGGCCUGGGAUAGCUUUACAAAUGCAUUUUCCUGCUAGGCAUCAGUUAAGAUUACAAGCCACCGAAGAAGAAUAUUUGAGGUAAGCCUCAUAUUGAAGGAAAGUUGUCCCACAAAAAGAAUGUGAUAUACAAGUCCACCACUAGGCAACUAACAGUAAUGAAAUCAAAUUGUCUUGCAAACAGUAUGUGAGUAUGUGGAAUUUGAGUUCAUAUAAGAACCAAUGGAGAAAACAAAUCAUCAAAAACUGAAAAGAAAGAGACAUAAUAAAGUCUUAAAUUUGGCUCAGGACGUCGGGGGAGGGUUUGAUACUUUUGCCAUCAAACUAAUCCUAAUUUAUAAAACAAGUGACUUGAAAUGCAAUCAGUAUCAUGCAUGAAGCAAUUAUUUCCACAACUUCGAUUAAUAAUCUGUGAAAAGAUAAAAACAAGGGUUUAGGGCAACAAGUAAAGGAUAGGAUGUUGAGGUAAGGGAUAAUAUAAAAAUUGUAAACCGAUGAAAAUAACACUAGCCACAAUAACGAUUAGAAAUAAAAGUCCAAAACUUUCAGCAGGCUGCAUGGCUUGAAGUACAAGCCUGGUCUUGAAGUCCUGGGAGAGCAGUCUAUUCAUAUGUCAUUGACGUCCCAUCCGGAUGUCACUUAAACUUUAAAUUUGAAUCCUUCAGUAGGUUGCACAGUCCAAGCAGGGGUUGCAGCCUUCUUAACCAUGUCAAGACCUAAUUAUUUUCUGCUUUGAAUUUUUUGUUGAUACCCUGUGUUUUCAGUACUGAAAUGCAUGCUGAGCAUUGAGUGUGUUUAAAAUUUUGGUUGGUAAUAUAGUGAGAAAUAUUAUGUGAAAGUGAAAAUGCAUGAUUCGUGGGAGCCCUGGAAUAUGCCAAAAUCUGAUCUGUGUGACUCAUUUAAAGAAAAUUGUAAGGUUAACAAUAGCUUAAGGGAUGUGGGUAUAGUUGUAGACUUGAAUUGCCAAGGAAUUGGAGUUUUCAUGUAUGGCGUGUGGAAUGGGGUGGCAAGCCCACUGGUCUUGGGUAGUAGGCUUUAUUGUGGCAAGCCUUCCAUUUGGGUACAGGGGCAUCUCUGGUUUUGCCUAAUAUCCCAACUAUUUUGCUUCAGCAAACACUUCUUUUGCCUUUCACCUUUACACAAGUCCUCACUGGAGGGAAGCAAUACUUUCAGCAGGAAAAGUUUACUCCCAAAGAACUCCAGAGGCAUAAAAAGUGAGUGGAAUACUGUAUGUUCCCCGAGUCAUGAAAGGGUUAAGGUGUGAGAGGUGUAUCCAGGCUUUAUCCCCCAUAAUAUGGCAGCACUUGCGUUAGUGGGCAGGACCUGAUAGAGUGCCCUCCAUUGAGGUUCCAAUGAAUCUCUUAUUUGGUGUCUUUUCCAGUGUACAUAAUCUCUUGGCUAGAUGGCCUUUCCAGCACAUUCCAUAGAUCUUUCCUCUUUAACUAAAGAAUCAUAGGUUCAAGCGCAAUGUGUUAGCACCUGGCAAUAUUUUAAAAACCUAGCUUGUAUGAAAUUGGAAUCCGUCCAGGCUGACCGAUAAGUAAGAGCUAACAGUUGCCCUGUAACAAUUUCAUGUGAGGUUAGUUUACGGGAACUAAAUGGUGUGGGUCUUAGAUUUAACAGGACUGUGGAUAACACUGGUGCCGCAGUGCUUAAAGAGGUACAGUGAUCUACGGCUAGCAGUUUGAAUCUACCUACUGCUUUUUGGAAACCCUAUGGGGAAAUUCUACUCUGUCAUAUAGAGUUACCAUGAGUCAGAAUUGACAGCAGUGGAUUUGUGAGUAACACUUGAACCUAAGAUAGUCCCAAGGAGUGAGAUAAUUUGGCUAACUGAUUCUUAAUGAUGCCGUUUGUUCUUUCAACCAAUCCUGAGGACUGGGGGUGAUAUGGGCAGUGAAAUCUUUGAAAAAUGAGAAACAGCUUGCAUAAAUCCUUUGCCAUUUGGCCAGUAAAAUGGGUACCUUGAUCACUACAAAGGGUUUUUGGGGCACCUCAAGUAGGGAUGAUAUUUUUAAGCAGUUUUUUGGCCACAAGAGUAGCGGUGGCAUUCUGGUUAGGAAAGACUUCAACCCAGUGGGAAAAUUUACAGAUCAUAACUAAGAUGUAUUUAUAGCCAUUAGAAGGAUGUAGUUGGAUAAAAUCAAUCUGCACUCAAGCAUGGGUUUGAGAGGUAAUAGAUACUUCCAGGAGGUGGUUUACAAACACUACCAACAGUAAACUGGGACCACACUGAGCGAUGUCAGGUAACAUGGUCAGCUGCAUUCCGAAAUGACCCCACCAAUGUUUAGACAGAAUAUCAAUAAGUUUAUGUCUACUCCAAUGGUUGGUGGCAUGGAGGGUUCGAGCCAAAGGGGCAUGCAAAGAUUUCAGAAAAAUCGGUUUUCAGCUAUGAGGUUUAGACCUCUCUCAGGGUCCUUCCCAAGCCCUAAAAACUUCAUCCAGGUGGCAUGCCUCCUUUUUUCCUUUGUUCUUCGUCUUCCUCAGGGGCUGGCAUUUGGUAUUUUGUAAGAUUUUGCCACGUAGGCUCACUCGUGAUGUUAUCCUCCGUGUAAAUGUCGCUGUCAGUAUUUUUUAUCUCUGACUGUGACACCUUUGACAUUCAGUGGGUAUUGCUAUGGCUUGGAAUUUGGUAGAGGCCGCUAACUUUGCUGCUCUGUCGACCAUGUUUUCGCUUUCAUUUCCUGUGCUUGAGGAACUCCUCUAGGCCGAUGGGCUUGAACUUGAAUAACGUGAUCACUGAGGAGGGGAUUGCCUUUGAAAGGCCAGCCACUAGUGGGUCAUUUUUGUGUUGUUUGUUUGUUUUUAUUCUGGGGUCCUGAUAAAGAACCUCUUUUGUUUUCAUAGAAUCUCAGAAGCAUGUAUUAUCCUGAAUGCAUAUCUUGAAUCUGUACAAGUCCUUACUGACCGUUUGGAGGUGUGCUUGCAUGCCUGUGUGAGCGUUUUCAGUUCAGCGUGCUGGGCUGAGGUAACUUCUGGAAACUGUCCACUUUCAAGAAUCUCAGUGGAAAUGGUUACGGUGUAACCUCCCUGGUAACAAGAGCCAUCAACAAACAGAGAUGUGCAUUGUCAAGAAGAGUUUCUUUUGGGUCAGGCCCAGUGGUUAAGAAGUGGUCAGUCAAAUCAUUGCAGUCUUUUGCAGGGGAGGUUCUUAAUCACCUGGUAAGGGCAUAAGAGUUGCUGGAUUUAGCCCAAGGACAGUACGUAAGCCAAUAAAACAACCUCAUAUGAGGUUGCCCUGUUGAUGGAAAAAUGUGUUAAACUAAAAUUCAAAAGAGCAGAUAACUGCGUGAAGAACAUACACAUUAAGGUCAUUUCCAGAACAAUAUCUGUAGUAGUCUCUACUAGCUGGACAGUGGCUGCAGCAGACCAGUGCGUGGUGGAUAUUCCCUGGCCCACUGGGUCCUGCUGGACACUGUAAUAUCCAACUGGUCUCUGUUGCCCUGCAUGCUCCUGGAUUAGAGUACCCAGAGCAUUUCCAUUUACCUCAUGCGCGUAGAGAGAAAAAGUAAGCUUUUAAUUAGGAAAUCCUAAAGUAUGCGUAUGGGCAAGGGACCCUUUGGGUAAGAGGCAGGUUCCUUGCCAGUUACAGCCUGAAGUUGUGCGGCUGCAGAGCCAUUAAUUUGUUUGGCUCAGUAUGAGAGGUCAUCAGUUCAGUUUGUCUAGCUUACUUGCCUGUUCCAAAGUCUAAGAUAAUUUAUGUGCUAAAGUAGUGAGGUUGGUGAUGGUAGCUGUUUCCCAAUUUGUUGUUGUUGUUACAUGCCAUCGAGUCAGUUCUGACUCAUAGCGACCCCGGGUACAACAGAAUGGAACACUGCCUGGUCCUGCACCAUCCUCAUGAUUGUUGUUGUGCUUGAGCUCAUUGUUGCAGCCACUGUGUCAGUCCAUUUUGUUGAGGGUCUUCCUCUUUUUCUCUGACCCUGUACUUUACCAAGUAUGAUGUCGUUCUCCGGGGACCAGUCCCUCCUGAUUACAUGUCCAAAUUAUGUGAGACAGAGUCUCACCGUUCUGGCUUCUGAGGAACAUUCUGGCUGUACUUAAACAAGACAGAUUUGUUUGUUCUUUUGGCAGUCCAUGGUAUAUUCGAUAUUCUUUGCCAACAGCACAACUCAAAGGCAUCGGUUCUUCUUCGGUCUUCCUUAUUCAUCGUCCAGCUUUCACAUGCAUACGAGGUGAUUGAAAACACCAUGGCUUGGGUCAGGUGCACGUUAGUCCCUAAAAUGACAUCUUUACUUUUUAACACUUUAAAGAGGUCUUUUGCAGGUUUGCCCAAUUUCCCAAUUUAGCCGAUUUGGGGUCUAGUCCAUUUAGAAACAUUAAAUUAAAACAACCUUUGCCUUAUCUUCUGUCAGAGCUAAUUCCUAAUGCUGAAUAAAAAUCUUAGUCUAUCCCUGAAUUGUGCACAUUUUCUCCCUUUUCUUGUUGGCAAGCAUGGAAUUUCUGCAGUAAACGGUUCCUCCACAGACCUCAGAGUGAGAGCUACUGAUACUCUAGUUUCCAGGACUAUCAAUCUGUAGUGUUCUGAUUACCCCAUAACUGGAUUUUCUUCUUUCUGUGACCUUGAGGCACUUACCUUUGGCAUUCUAGAUAGACCCUGAGGGAAAAGAACUCAAAACAUCUUUGCCCUCCAGAUAACUCUCCCCCACUACGUUGCACAACCAAAUUCCCUAUUUUGAAAAUUGUAAUUCAGGGUUAGGAAAGGGAAAAAACAGGUCAUCUAUUCACAAACUGAAAUGCUUUAUCUUUAUCUUAAAAGAACUGCAUACAAAUUUGCUUGCUAAAAUAUUCUUGCCUUAAGGUUGAUUCUAUCAAAUUCAUUUGUUUUCCCUCAAUUUGGUUAAAAAAAAACACAAAAAAACCAACUUGCCAUUCACCAUUCCUCUGGGCUUUGGCAGUCUGCCCUCAAAAAAACAAAAACAAAAAAACUUCAGACAAGCUGCAUGAGAAUGCAUGCCUGAAAACGAGAAACCUAGGAUACCUGGAAAUUGACCUGUGCCUUGUAAGACAUCCCUUUACAGAAGUACUCAUGCCCCAUUACCAUCAGGAAAGCAUUUAAAUAAAGGUAGGUUACCAAACUUCUGUACACUCACUACGGUAUUCAGGUGACCUCAUUUUAAAAGACAUUUCCCAGUGUGUUUUUUCCUCAGUAGAGGCUUUGCGAUGGGACUUUUCUUUAACUGAGGGUGGAAGAAAAUCUUCAGAGUGGUAAGGCAGUAUAGAAAGGGCAUUGACAGGGUCUGAUGCAAGGGUAGGGAGGGAAGGGUAGAUAGAAGAAGCCAGGGGGAGUUGAAGGGGAGUGGACCAGCAAAGUGGCGGAAGGGAUAGGCAAAGUGGGCGGGGUGGUAGGUGGAGUGGGGGCAAUAGAGGAAAGGUCAGAUAUAAAGCAUCAAACGAGUCCCAUUGUUUCUGUUCAGUUUGCAGCCCCCCUUUUGGUGCACGAUUUGGUGCACAAAAGUUAAUUUUGGACAUGUCAAAAGCUCCCCACUUUGGCCAACAUCCUUCAAGACUAUCUUUGGCAAUUCCAUGCCAUAGACACAGAAACAGACAAGCUGGACCAUGUUUCUGGCAGGCUGUCUGGUCUGCUCCUUAGAGCAGGUGCGACCUGUGAUUACCAAAAUAGCAACCACACCUGUCUAAUCUUAAUAUGCUCUAGAGACUUAAAAAGUUAUGCCGAGAAACUUGAUGGGCACCCUAGGAAAAAUACGAUGAGCCACAAAUGGUUGGGGAGCCACCAAGGAAGAAGAAGUUCAUCAGGCCGGUCCAUUAACAAACCAACAGUAAAAGCAGAGAGAGAGAGAAACCAGAAUAAACCUCAGUGAACUUCAAUGCAAAGACUGUGGAGUUUGGAUUGGGAAGGCAUAUCUGACAACCCUCCAAGAACGGAGGAGACGAAGAGGGCUCAAAAGGCUCUUGCCUGUGCGUGGCAUCUGAAUCCACUGUCCCAUGGGGUCAGAACAGGCAGAUUUCUUCCAGAACCCACUGCUGCCACCAAAAUGUCACUGCUUUGAAAUAACACAACCUAAGUGGUUUCUCACCACAAGUAGUAUAAGGAAACCCUCGUGGCAUAGUGGUUAAAUGCUACGGCUGCUAACCAAAGGGUCGGCAGUUUGAAUCCACCAGGCACUCCUUGGAAACUCUAUGGGGCAGUUCUACUCUGUCCUAUAGGGUUGCUACGAGUCAGAAUCAACUCAACGGCACUGGGUUUGGUUUUUGGUUUUGUUUUAAGUGGUAUAAAUCAAGACGUUUAUUAAGGAUUUUAAAAGACAAUUUGAAUAGGGAACAGAGUGACUCACCAAAAUGAAUCCAUGUGGCUCAAGAUGGGGGGGGGCGGUUUGGACACAAGCUAAUAUAGGGCUAAGAUAGUUCUGAUUGGUCACUGAGAAUAAAAUGCUAGUGAAAAAUGCAACGAGUGGUAGGUCAUUGGCUACACACUCAUGCUGAACUAGAAUGCUGGUGCAGAAUGCAGCAAGUGGCAGUUCGUUGGUUAUAUGCUAAUUAACAUCAAAGUUACAUUUCUUAAAGAGAAAUUACCAUUGAACCACACGUUUCUUUAGACGUCUAGUAGAUAUACAUGCUAAAGGUUACCGAAUCGGGGACCUGUCUUUAACUUCAGCCAUUUUACUUUAGGUCAAAAGCCUUACAGAAUUUUUUCUCUCAUAGAAAAGUGUACAGGUUAAUGAGUUUUGAUUAUGUAAAGAUGGCUCAGGACUGGGCAAACAUUUGUUCUACCACAAGUUUGCUGUGAGUCAAAGCCUACCUGACAGCACCUAACAAUAGGGACAACAUACUCCUAUGUAACUACCAUCACAAUCAAAGUAUAUAACAUCGCCUCCAAAAAUUCUGGUGCUCCUUUGCAUUCAUUACCCCCAGCCUUCACCCCCGAGUUCUAGGAAAUUAUUGAUAUUCUUAUAUCACUAUCAAUUUGAUUCUUCUUUUCUGGAAAUUCAUGUAAAUGGAAUCAGUAUGUACUCAUUUGUAUCUGGAAUGCAAGGCUGGCUUAAUAUUUGAUUAUCAAUCAGUGCCAUCCGCCAUAUUAACAGGCUAAGGAAGAAAAAUCACAUAUCAACUGAUGUAGUUGAAGCAUUUAACGAAAUCCAACACCUAGUCAUGAUAAAAAAAUAAAAACAAAAGCCUCUCAGAAAACUAGGAGUAGUUUCUUCCUGAAUUGGUAAAUGGCAUCUACAAAAAACCCCACAGCUAAUAUACUUAAUGGUAAAAGAGUGAAUGAUUUUCCCUGAGAAUAAGACCAGGAUGUCUGCUCUUAUUUCACAUAGUACUGGAAGUCGUUGACAGUGCAGUGAGGCAAGAAAAGGAAAUAAAGGCAUAUAGACUGGAAAGGAUGAAAUAAAACUGUCCUUAUCUGCAGAUGAUAUGAUUGUCUAUGUAGAAAGUCCCAAGAACUCUACCAAAAAACCAUUAAAACUAAUAAGUGAGUUCAGCAAGGUCAUAUGAUAGAAGAUAAACAUGCAAAAAUCAGUUUUAUUUUUGCAUACUAUCAAUGAAUAUUUCAAGAUCUAUCCUGAAGCACAACGCAGCCAGUGAUAGGAUAAUAUCCAUAUUCCUACAAGGAAGACCAGCUAAUACUACUAUUAUUCAAAUUUAUGCACCAACCAUGAAGGCCAAAGAUGAAGAAAUGGAAGAUUUGUACUAACAUCUGCAGUCUGAAAUUGAUCAAAUGUGCAGUCAGAAUGCAUUGAUAAUUACUGGUGAUGGGAGUGCGAAAGUUGGAAACAAAGACGGAUUGGUAGUUGGAAAAUAUGGCCUUGUUGAUAGAAACAAUGCUGGAGAUGGCAUGAUAGAAUUUUGCAAGACUAGUGACUUCUUCAUUGCAAAUACCUUUUUUCCAACAAUAUAAAUGGUGACUAUACGUGUGGACUCCCUGGGUGGAAUACACAGGAAUCAAAUUGACUACAUCUGUGGAAAGAGACGAUCGAAAAGCUCAAUAUCAUCAGUCAGAAGAAGGCCAGGUGCUGACUAUGGAACAGACCAUCAAUUGCUCAUAUACAAGUUCAAGUUGAAGCUGAAGAAAAUUAGAACAAGUCCACGGAGCCAGAGUACGACCUUGAGUAUAUCCUACUUGGAUUUAGAGACCAUCUCAAGAUUAGAUUUAAUGCAUUGAACACUAAUGACCAAAGACCAGAUGAGUUGUGGAAUGACAUCAAAGACAUCAUACUUGAAGAAAGCAAGAGUCAUUAAAAAGACAAGAAAGAAAGAAAAGACCAAAAUGGAUGUCGGAAGAGACUCUGAAACUUGCUCUCGAGUGUCGAGUAGCUAAAGCGAACAGAAGAAAUGAUGACGUAAAAGAGCUGAACAGAAGAUUUGAGAGAGUGGCUCAGGAAGACAAAGUAAAGUAUUGUAAUGACUUGGGCCAAGACCUGGAGUUAACGAAAACCAAAAGGAAAGAAUACGGUUGGCAUUUCCCAAGCUGAAAGGACUGAGGAAAAAAAUUCAAGCCUUGAGUUGCAAUAGUGAAGGAUUCUAUAGGAAAAAUACUGAACGAUGCAGGAGGCAUCAAAAGAAGAUGGAAAGAAUACAUAGAGUCACUCUACUGAAAACACUGUCAACUUGUAGUCAUUUAAGGAGGUAGCAUAUGAUCAAGAACCGACGGUACUGAAAGCAGAGGUCCAAGGUGCGCUGAAGACAUUGGCCAGAAAGAAGUCUCCAGGAAUCGAUGGAAUACCAAUUGAGAUGUUUCAGCAAACAGACGUAGUGCUGGAGGUGCUCAUUUGUCUAUGCCAAGAAAUUUGGAAGACAGCUACCUGGCCAACCAACUGGAAGAGAUCCAUAUUUAUGCCUAUUGCAAAAAAAGGUGAUCCAACAGAAUGAGAAAAUUAUUGAACACUAUCAUUAAUACAACACGUAGAUAAAAUUUUGCUGAAGAUCAUUCAAAAGCAGCAGUACAUCAACAGGGAAUUGCUGGAAAUUCAAGCCAGAUUCAUAAGAGGACGUGGAAUGAGGGAUAUCAUCACUGAUGUCAGAUGGAUCCUGGCUGAAAGCAGAGAAUACCAGAAAGAUGUUUACCUGUGUUUUAUUGACUAUAAAAGCAUUCGACUGUGUGGAUCAUAACAAAUUAUGGAUAACAUUGUGAAGAAUGGGAAUUACAAAAUACUUAAUUGUGCUCAUGAGGAACCUGUACGUGGAUCAACAGGCAGCUGUUCGAACAGAACAAGAGGAUGCUGCGUGGUUUAAAGUUAGGAAAGGUGUGUGUCAGGGUUGUAUCCUUUCAUCAUACUUAUUCAGUCUGUAUGCUGAGCAAAUAAUCCAAGAAUCUGGACUAUAUGAAGAAGAACGGGGCAUCAGGAUUGGAGGAAGAUUUAUAAACAACCUGCGUUACGCAGAUAACACAAGCUUGAUUGCUAAAAUUGAAGAGAACUUGAAGCACUUACUGAUGAGGAUCAAAGUAUGGAUUAUAUCUCAGCAUAAAGAAAACAAAGAUCCUCACAUCUGGACCAAUAAGUAACAUCAUGAUAAACACAGAAAAGAUUGAAGUUGUCAAGGACUUCGUUUUACUUGGAUCCACAGUCAAUACCAAUGAAAGCGGCAGUGAAGAAAUCAAAUGAGGCAUUGCAUUGGGCAAAUCUGCUGCAAAGGACCAUUUUAAAGUGUUAAAAAGCAAAGAUAUCACUUUAAGGACUAAGGUGCACGUGACCCAAGCCAUGGUAUUCUCAGUCACCUCGUAUGCAUGUGAAAGCUGUACAAAGAAUAAGGAAGACCAAGGAAGAAUUGAUGCCUUUGAAUUGUGGUGUUGGUGAAGAAUAUUGAGUAUACCAUGGACUGCCAAAAGAAGGAACAAAUCUGUCUUGGAAGCAGGACAGCCAGAGUGCUCCUUGGAAGCAAAGAUGGUGAGACGCCUUCUCACAUAAUUUGCACAUGUUAUCAGGUGGGAUCAGUCACUGGAGAAGGACAUCAUAUUUGGUAAGUAGAGGGUCAGCGAAAAAGAGGAAGAUCCUCAGCGAGAUGGAUUGACACAGUGGCUGCAUCAGUGGGCUCAGGCGUAACAACAAUCAUGAGAGUGGAGCAGGACCAGGCUGUGUUUCAUUCUUUUGUACAUAGGGUCGCAGUGAGUCAGAGAUGACUGGAUGGCACCUAACAAGAACAACUUCAAUGUACAUGUAGACAUUGAAAUUAAAAAUUGCAAUACCUUUUACAAUCUCCAGGUUUAUACUUAGGCAUAAACCUAGCAAAACAUGUAUAGGACUUUUAUGCCACAAACUAUAAAACACUGAUGAGAAAAUCAAAAUAGAUCUAAAUAAAUGGAGAGACAUACUGUGUUCAUGGAUUGGAAAAUUCCACAUAGUAAAGAUGCCAAUUCUUCCUAAAUUGUUUUAUAGGCUUAAUGCAAUUCCUAUCAAAAUCUCAGCAAAAAUUUUUGUAGAAAUAGACAAGCUGAUUCUAAAAUUUAUAUGGAAAAGCAAAGGAACUAGAAGUUUUUCAAAAACAAGUUUGAAAAAGAAUAAACUGGGAGGAAUUAAUCUACCUUAUUUCAAGGCAUAUUUUAUAAUCACAGUAAUCAAGACUCUGUGAUUCUGGUGGAAGGAUAGAUACAGAGAUCAAUAAAAUAGCAUGGGGAACCCAGUAUAGAGCAUAGUCUAGAGAACCACAGAAAUAUGCCUGUUAGGGAUUGAAUUAUAUCCCCCCAAGUUGUAUAUGUACUGUAAAUUCUAACCUCUAUGAGUCAGAAUCGACUCAAUGGCAGUGGGUUUGUUUUUUCUUUUUGGUUUUUAUGCCUGUGGUUAUAAUCCCAUUUGGGAAUAGAUUGUCUUUGCCAUGUUGAUAAGACAGGAUUAAUGUAGGGUGUGUCUUCUUGAGUCAAUGUGUUUGAGCUCUAGGCCGACACCUAGGCAAAGAGUUCUUAGGCUUGACACCAAAGCACCAUCUUUAAAAGGGAAAGUUGAUAAACUUGACUUCAUUAAAAUUAAAAACUUUUUCUCUCCAAAAGGUCUUCUUAAGAAGGUGAAAAGACACACUACAGAUUGGGAAAAGUAUUUGCAAAACACGUAUGAGAAGACUGGUAUUAGAAUACACGAAGACCUUUCAAAACUCACUGGUUAAAAAAUAAACCCAAACAGAAACUGUGCAAAAAACAUGAAUAGACAUUUUACCAAAGAGGACGGACAGAUGGCAAAUAAGCACAGGAAAAUAUACUCAACAUCUUUAGCUGUUAGGGAAAUGCACAUUAAAACCACAAUGAGAUACCACUACCUACUGUGAAAAUGGCCACAAUAAAAAUUAGUGACAACAGCAAAUUCUGAUGAAGGUGCGGAGAAACCUAAUCUCUCUUAUAUUGCUGAUAGGAAUGUAAAAUGUGCAACUACCACAUGACCCAGCAAUUGCACUCCUGGACAUUUAUCCCAGAAAAAUGAGUGAUUAUGUUCACAUAGAAAUCUACUUACAAAUGGUCAUAAUGGCUUUAUUUGAAACAGCCCAAAACUGGAAACAACCUGGAAGUGUUUUAACAGGUGAAUGGUUUUAAACAAACUGGCACAUCCAUAUCAUGGACUACCACUCAGUAGUAAAAAGAAAUGACGUGUUGAUACAUGCAGCGAUCUGGAUGAUUCUCCAAAGAAUGAUGCUGAGUGAGCAAAGCUAAUCCUAAAAGGUUACAUGUUGUUUGAUUCCAUUUAUAUAACAUUCUUGAAAUGAGGAAAUUAUAGAAAUGGAGAACAGUUUAGUGGUUGCCAGUUAUUAAGGAGGGAAUGAGGGUGAGAGGGAAGUGAGCGAGGCUAUAAAAGGGCCACCUGGGUCAUCCUUGUGGGGAUGGAAGGUUCUAUAUCUGGACUGUGGCAAUGUCAGUAUCCUGGUUGUGAUGUACCGUGGUUAUGCAAGAUGUUACCAUGGGAAAAACUGGGUAAAGAGUAUAUGGGACCUCUCUGUAUUAUUUCAUACAGCUACAUGUGCAUCUGCAAUUAUGCCAAAAUAUCAAAUUUGAUUAAAAAUAUAGGUUAGAUUAUGUCAUCCCUCUGUCCAAAACUUUCCAGAGUCUCCCUGUAUCCUUGUAGUAUCAGGCAAAGUCACUUCUGAACUUCCCUAGCUCGACCCGCCAUCCUGCUGCUCCUGGGACUCACUUCCUACUUUGAUCUAAUCACAUUGGCACCCUUGCUGUUCCUCAGACACAAAGCACACAGUCAAAAUUUUGUAACUCAUUUUACUUCGGUUUCCAGGAAACUCAUGUUUUGAGACCAACAAAUUCAAAUUUAUUCAGAUUUCUGAAGUGCCUACUAAGUGCCGGGCCCUGGUCUAGGUGCUUGGGAUAUAUCAGUAAAGAAAGCACUCAGAGAUCCCCAGGAAGCUUUACAUUUGGCAGCUGGAGAUAGAAUGGGUAUGUGGGAAGGGCAUUCUAGGAGGGAGCCAUUGGAGCAAAUGCCUGGGCAUAGUGAGGAGGGGCUGGUGUGGCUAGAACCAUGUAGAGUGGUGAGGAGAUGAUGACUAAGCAGUAGUGGGGAGGGGGAGAGGAGAGGCCUUGUAGGGACUUAGAGGCCACUGGGAGACCUUGGCUUUUACCCUGAGUGAAAUGGGAAGCCAUUGCAGGGCUUUGAGCAGAGCAGUGGCAUGAGUGGGCUUCGAUUCUAACACGAUGACUCUCUCCCUCUUUUGAGGAUGGACUGAACCAGGCAAGGGAGAGGAAGGAGACACAUGAGGAAGUCAUACAUUAAGCCUGGAAAUAGGGAUGGUGUCUUACACCAGCUGGUGGCAGUGCAUGUUUGCAGUUGGGUUCUGGAUCUGGUUUGAUGGUAGAGCUCCCCAGGCUUGCUCACAAACUGUGGGCGUGGGCAUGGAAAGGGAGGUGACAAGGGUGGGUUUUGGCCUGAUGGCCCGGAAGCAUGGCCUUUCACAUCAAAAUUUUGUCAGAGAUGAGGAAGCCCUAGUGCCACAGGAGUGGGUGAUGGAGGACUGUGACUCUGGCUUGGACACGCCGCAUUGGAGGUGUCUGUUGACCUGCCCAGAGUCCUGGUGGUGCAGUGGUUAAAAGCUCGGCUGCUAACUAAAAGGUCGGCAGUUUGAACACACGAGCUGCCCCUUGGAAACUCUGUGGGGCAGUUCUCCUCUGUCCUGUAGGGUCACUCUGAGUUGGAGUUGACUUGGCAGCAAUGGGCUUGGUUUUUGGUUUUUUGGUUGACCUGUCCUUGAGUCGGGGGCUUGGGAGAGAGGAGUGGGAUGAGGUAUAUAUUUGGGACUGGUUUAUGUUUAGGAUGGAAGGGUGAGAUUGCUAUGAGAAAGAAGAGGACCGGAGACUGAGCUACUUGGAGUCUGGAGGAAAGCCACAGGGGAGAGAGGGGAAUUGAAGGUGGCAGCUACGGACAACUUGGCCACACAGUUUUUCUCCAAAAGGGAACAAAGAAAUGGGGUGGGUUGGUGGGGGAAGUGGGGUCAAGAGCUGAAAUUUUAAAACGUUUGCUGUGAGUGGCUAAGGUGGGAGACACGGAAAGGCAAAUGCUGCCUGAGUGAAGGGCGGUUGUAAUGGGAGGAACUUGAAGAUCGACAGGGAAUUCAUAACGAGACUAAGCUCCAUUUACAAGAGCAAGAGACAGCCUACCCAUAGCUCCCUGACCUUGGGAAGAACGAAAGUUGCUGCUGGCAGAGUUCCAAAACAGGAAAAUGUAGAAUGGACUUGAAUAAUCUCUCCUAAAUCAAUUUUGUGAGCCAAAUCCCCUACGGAGUAUGUGAUAGCAUGCAGGUGUACGGCAUAGGAUGCCACUGUCUGCUGCAGACAUCAAGAUGAUUGGUUUUGAUGACUGCCAAACACUUCCUUGCUCAGUAUCUGGCGGCCUUGUGGACGCUGCCUCUUUGGUUCUGCUCUUCAGACCUGCCUUGGAUCUGAGAGCCUCUCUCUCGCUUUGGCAGGCUAGUUUCUGAAUCUGCCCGGGAGGGCCGUGGCACCUGGGCGUGGAGGAGCUUUCUCUCUGGGCCCCACAGGAGUCUUCUGUUGGCACCCUGUGCGCAGCGUGGCGUUGGGGCUGGCCAUGGGGGCUUGGGGCUGUGACUGCUUUGUCAGAGCUUGGCUUGUCCCUGUGCGUGCGCCCUGUACCUGCCCUGCCUUGUGCGUGGCUGCUCAGUCUGCUGCACAGAGACAAGCCCCAGCUCUUCCCCAGGGAGCUGAGCUGUCGUGUUUGUUUCUUUUCUUGAGGUUCUUGGAUUGACUAGAGCACGUUUCCACUUACUUGGCUUCAUCCUUUAGAGGCAUGUUAGGCGUCCUAGUGGGGAGUUUGUCAGAGGAAGUGCCUCUCUCCAUGUGUGGAACUUCUGGGCAGCUGUGGCUGCCACAAGCCAGUGUCAAUACAUUAUUUUUGCAAAGAUCCAGUUAGUGAAUAGUUGAGGCGUUAUGGGUUACAUGUGGUCUCUGUCUUGCAUUCCUUUUUUUCUCUCAACCUUUUUAAAAUUGUAGAACCAUUCUCAGCCCAUGCGCUGUACAAAAGCCAGCUUCAGGCUGUGGUGUACCGCCCCUGCCGAAAGCCCAGGAGGCAGAGAUGAAAUGUUGGCUUAGCCGGAAGAAAAAAAGCCCAAAACCCAGUGCCGUCGAGUCAGUUACGACUCCUAGCGACCCGAUAGGACAGAGUAGAACUGCCCCAUAGAGUUAGCCGUAGCCUUCCCUAACUCAGUUCACUUCAAGAGGGUGGGCGAGGCACAGAGCAUGUCCAGGUGUGGGACAUACUGGUAUCAUUUACAUAAAUACACAGUAUUUAUGCCGUGGUGAAAUUCAGUCUCAGAAAAGGGCCCUCCAUUUGUCCACCAUUCACAACACACAGUCAUCAGAAAGUCGUUUUUUGCCAUUAUUUAACAACGGUGGGUCUUAGGAAACUGGCUUCGUCACUGCAGAAGCACUGGUUGUAAUGAACUUCCGCAAAUCCUGUUCUCUCCAGAGCAGCGCUGCUCCACUCUGACUGCGCGUUAGAACCGCAGGGGGAGCUUUGGGAAGACAGCACACUGCCCCAGUAGGAGAAUCAGACUCUCCUGCCGGGGUGGGGCCUGGGCGUCACUGCUUCGGAAAGUGCCUCCGGAGAGUUCAGCUUUUAGCCAGGUGAAGAAGCCGCUGCCUCGGGCUUCCGUCUUCUGGGAGAAAGCCUUAUUCGUUCUGUGGUGCGCGGCCUGGGUGCCCAGCCGCCUUGGUUUUCUAGGAGUCAGUCUCUACCACAUUGGUGGGUAACGCAAGUUCAUUGCUGCUGUGAGCGCUACCCGCUCCUCCCCGCUCUGUCUCUCUCUGUCUUCUGCGCUAAGUGCUCUGGGCUGUGGGAAGGUUUUUGGCUGAAGCGGCCAAUGGUGGUUCAGUUAGCAUUGAGCCCCACAGGGUAGGAGGGCCUUUCAGCAGUAGGAUGAAGCAGCUCUGCCAAGCUUAGGGGGCGCUGGCAGGGGCGUUGGAGGAGCAGUGGCUUUCAGAGGGUGUCUGAAAACACCAGUGCUUUCCUGGUGCUUCUUCAGUUUGAUUGUGCUGUCGUUCCAAGUGGAACUUACAUCUAGGAAUUGGGUGUUCAUUUAUUAAAAAAUUAGUGUUUAUUGCUGCAAACUUUGAUCAGAGAGUGCUUAGAGUGAGUCUGGGAAAAAAAAAAAAAAUUCGAGAAUCUCAGGGCUCUGAGACUUGCCAGCACCAUGUAUUUUUUCCUUUUCUACAACUUUUAUUUCUCAGCCCUUGAAGCCAGGCUCUGUUUACUCCUCAGGCUGACUGAAUGUGCAUGCGUGUUAUUAAUAGCAGGAGUGGGAAAGGAAGAGUGUUCUCCUCUGAAAUGUUGCCCAGUGUAAAGUUGUAAAACAUUCUCUGAUAUAAACCUUGGACUUGAAAUCCCUUGUGGUCUCUCAGUAUCUACUCUAGUGCUUCCCAAACUUUAAUGCGCUUGUGAAUCACCUGGGAUCUUUUAAAAUGCAGAUUCUGACCCAGCCAUUCUGGUUCAGUCAGUGUAAGGCCUGGGAUUGUGCAUAUUUAGUUUUUUUCUGGUAGGCUGACCCACUUUGAGAGACAAAGCUCUGAGCCAUUGUAGCUGAUUCUUUGCUAAGGCAUAAGCAGAUUGAUAUCAGAAGGCAAUUGUCAAAUACAGGUUGUCCUACUGAAUGGAGCAUGACAUCCAGAUGGUGGAGGUUACAGCCCUGCUUCCCCAUGUGCUGCCUUGUGAGGCAGUCCCUGGCGUGUGCAGGGUGGUGAAGCGUUGGAGAGUAGAGGCAUGUCACCAAGUCUAAACAUGUAUGGCUGAGCACUCAUAUGCCUUGUCUCCUGGAGUGUUCAUUCACCCAGCCCUGCAAGGAUGAGGACCCUGAGCAUUAGAAGAGUCAAGAAACUGGCCCAAGCUAGCUCCACUGGUAAAUGUCAGAGUUAGGGUUCAGCCCCGGUUCUCAGGACUGCCAGGGCCAUGUCCUGCUUGCCCAGUGAGUGACAGCAGGCAGACUGUAGAAAUUUAGCCCUACCUAGAGAAAACCCUUGUAAGGAGGGUUGCUGCCUCACCUCCUUCCCUCCUCCCUGGGGUUAGGAAUGUGUGGUAUUUGAGGGCUAACAUUUGGGAAAAGGAUCAGACUGGCUCUGUGAAAGGAGUUUAUACAGGAGGGCAGCCCAGUGCUGUGGGAAGUGGCCCACCCAGCCCAGUGACCUGAAGGAUGCUCUAGUCACCCUGAGGGUGUUCAGGCAGAGGCCAGGAGCCACUUUGUGGGAGGAGGCAGCCCAGGAGGGACAACACAGGGGGCAGGAGUGGGUGUCAGGGCAGUGAGAUGAGAUGAUUUGUAGAAAUCCUGUCCAACUCUAAGAUUAACCUGCUUUUGGGAGAUUUGUAGGAUCCUGUGUGCCCCGGUGAUCUCUGACUUCUGAGCCUUCGGGCGCUCUGUCUUGAUCAAGAAGCCAGGAAGGGGAACAUCACUGUGGGUGCCUUCCAAUUUUGGAGAAAUAAAGUGAAAGGAAUCACUUGUAGAAAAUAGCAUUAUGUAAGGAAUCUUAAUGGAGAUUAAAAAAAAAAAAAAAACUCGGAAGACCAAACCCGUUGCUGUCAAGUAGAUUACUACUCAGAGCGACCCUAUAGGAGAGAGUAGAACCUCCCCCAUAGGGUUUCCAAGGAGCGGUUGGUAGAUUCGAACUUCCAGCUUUUUGGUUAGCAGCCAAGCUCUUAACCAUUGCACCACCAGGUUAAUGGAGAUAGGAAACUAAAAUCAGUGUCUCAUUGGAGUAGAAAAGAAAUGUUAGCAAGUAUAGUUCAUAGGGAGGAAAGAGUGUAACGCAGUAAAGGGUUAAUCCUUUCAAAGAUUCAUAAAUACUUUUAGGGAAUUAAUGCCCAGGAUCUAAUGGCAUAUUGAUGCCUUUGAUUCAUGUGUAUUCCGUAAAAGCUUUUAGACCCUGGCUCUGUGUCAAGGGCACAGACUCAAGGUGACUCUUGAUCCUUCUCCAUGUAGGAAGAAUCCAUUGUUCCCCAUGGGAGAAUUUGCACUGUUUGCAGAAGUGCCCACUUGUCCAGAAAGCUGUGCACACACUCGGCUGGCCCUAGCUGGCGUGUCCCACUUUUAUACUCCAGGCUCUGUGUAGAGAGGCAAAGGCACCUCACCUGGAAACCAGGCCUGAAGAAAGAAGCUGGCCCUGAGCUGCAGGGCAGGCAGACAGGAAUGUGCAAUGGCUCCCUUGCUUACUAGCAGUGAAACUGUGCACAAGCUGUUUAACUUUUCUGGACCUCAGUUUCCAUAUCUGUAAAAUGGCAGCAAUAGUACCUAUCUCACAGAGUUAGUGUGAGGAGAGCAGCAGUGUGUAGGAAGCACCUGGCAUGUUGGAAAUGUUCAACAAAAGGGUAGUGCUUAUUUAGGCUGUGACCAGCAAGCGUGAAAAGAAUUUACCUUGUCCAAAAUUGGUUGCCUGUUUUCUAGACUAUUCAGUGUCAUAAGCUGCAUAUCAGCGUAAGAAUUAAGAAAUACUAAUGAGGAGAGCUGACGCUUUCUUCUGCUUCCAUUAUAUUUGAGGACAUCAAAUACUGCAGGCAGGGGGAAAACAUCGUGCCUUUUAGAUGCCCUAAAAGUAACAGGUCCCUACAUGAUAAAAUCCUAAGCAUUUCCUGUAAACUUGAGCAUUCUACCAAGAGCAGGUUCGCCUUGCCUUCUGCCGUAUUGAUGUCCAAAGACAGGAAACAAUCUUCGUGAAUUCGGUAAACUGGGAGAAAGUUCCUGUUUUUCCAGCAUUAACAGAGUAAGGAAAACUUGGUAACCUAGUCAUUGUUUUCUCUUUAGUUGCUGUUUUUUUUUUGGUUUGUUUGUUUUAAAAUUUCUUACCUUAGAAAAGUUUUAGAUUUACAAAAGUGUUGCAGAGAGAAUCCCUGUAUAUCUCACACCCAGUUUAACAUCUUACAUUAGUAUUGUACAUUUGUCACAAUUAAUGAAUCAUGUUGGUAUGUUAUUAACUAAAGUCUGUAUUUUUGUCCUCUAAUAUUUCCCAGAGGGCCCCAGAGUCCCACUCAGGAUACCACAUUGUGUUCAGUUGUUAAGCCUCGUUAGGCUCCUCUUGAUUGUGACAGUUUCUCAGACUUCCCCUUUUUCUGAUGACCUUGACAGUUUUGAGGAGUACUAGUCAGCUGUCAUGUAGAAUGUCCCUCAGUUGGGAUUUAUCUACUGUUUUUCUUAUGACUUGAUCAGGGUAAUGGGUUUUGGGGAGUAGAACUACAGAGGUAAAGUGCCAUUUCUAUCACGUUGUAUCAAGGGUACCUACAAUCAACAUGACUUCUCUCUGUUGAUGUUGACCCUGAUCAUCUGGCUGAGGUAGUCACUGUUAGAUUUCUCCUCUCUAAAGUUCCCUUUUUUUUUUUUCUCCCCUUUUGAAGUAUACACUUUGGGAGGAAGUCACUCUGCACAGCACACAAUUAAGGAGUGGGGAGUUAUACUUCACUUUUUUUUCCCAGAGGGUGAAGUAUUUACAUAAAGUGUUUGGAGACCUUCUCGAUGGGAGGUUUGGCCAUUCUCCAUUUAUUUGUUUAUUGAAUGAUUUAUUUAUAUCACUAUGGACUCGUGGAUAUUUAUACUUUAGGUUAUAUUUCUAUAUCACUAUAUUUAUUUUGUGGCUUAGGUUGUUUCAGCUUUAACGAUUGGGAGCUCUUUCAGUUGAUUGCUGUAAUUCCUUUGACAUACCUCAUCGUGUGUGUGUGUGUUAAAGCACUUUCUUAUUUUGUGGUACCAUACAAAGCUCCAGGUUUAUCUUGUAUGUAUCCUGUCCUGGUCUGGGAAUCAGCCAUUUCUCCAGGGAUCCCUGGUUUCUUUUACUGGAGAAUGGUAUUGGAUACCAAGAUUUGGGUGCUGGGUGUGUACGUUGUUACUGGAAUGCCAUUACUUCUAGUCUAUCUUAGCUGACAGAGCAAGGAGAUACGUGUGUGUACUGACCUGUGCAUAUAAACAUAUCUAGAAAUAUUUUUGUGUGUAACCGUCUGCACCUGUAUAUGUUCACACCAAUAUUUCCAACUAAUCCAUUACCAUGUGGAUCAUUCUAGUCUCCUCCCCUUGCUUAUCUGCAACCUCCCACUACAACAGUGAGAAACGUGGCUCCCCAUCAUCUGCUAUUCAUUAUUCAAUUGUUCGUUUCCAGUAUAUCUGUCUAGGGAUUUCAGAAUUGUUAAGUCAUACUCCCAUGGGAAACAACUUUUUAUCAACUAGAGUACAGCGUUUAUGUGCAGUUCCUCUUGCCUUAGUCUUACAGACUCCACUCAUUUCCAAAGUUACUUUGGUCAGUAGCUUAUUCCCCCUUCAGUUAUUUUUUUCACAUAUUCGUAAAACAUUUAGAGUGUCUUGUCACAUUCUGCAUUCUAUCCUGCAAUCCCCUGACCUAAAUGAUUAUUUAAAAAAUUUGUCUACUUUAAGGUUUACUUUUUGCACUGUAGAUCUGUGGGCUUUGACAAAUGCUUGAUGUCUUGUAGUCACCGCUACAUUAUCAUGCAGAAUAGUUCAUGGCCCUAAAAAAUUCCUAGGUCUUCGAUUAUUCAACACCCUCUCCCUCCCAUGGCACUGUCAGUCAGUUUUUACCGUCUCUAUAGUUCUGUCUUUUCCAGAAAUGUCAUGUAAUUGGAAUCAUACAGUAUGUAGCUUUUAUGAACUGGCAUCUUUCACUUAGAAAUAUGUAUUUACAAUUCAUUUAUGUUUUUUUGUGGCUUGAUAGCAUAUUUCUUUUUUACUGAAUAGUAUUCUUUUGUAUCAAUCUACCACGAUUUGUUUAUCCAUUCACCUGUCGAAGGAUAGCUUGAUUGCUUCCAGUGUUUGGAGAUUAUAAGUAAAGCUGCUAUAUAUAUUCAUGGGUAGGUUUUUGUGUGGACAUAAGUUUUCAGAUCACUUGGGUAAAUACCUAGGAUCAGAUUCAUUGAUUGUAUGAUAAGACUGCUUAACAGCACACACACCCGUUGCCGUCUAGUUGGUUCUGACUCAUAGUGCCCCCAUAGGACAGAAUAGAACUGCCUCAUAGGGUUACCAAGGAGCCGCUGGUGGAUUUGAACUGCCACCCUUUUGGCUAGCAGCCGAACUCUUAACCACUGCACCACCAGGGCUCUAAGACUUUGCUGAAUUUUGAAAAAGAAAAGAUAAAAAAACUGUUGAACUGUGUUCCAAAGUUACUGUACCAUUUUGCAUUUCCACCAGUAACGAAUGAGCUCUGCUGCUUCACAUCCUCUUUUGGUACUGUCAGUUUUUUGGAUUUUAAGAAUUCUAAUAGGUGUUUGUAGCCCUGGUGGUGCAGUGAUUAAGAGCUCGGCUGCUAACCAAAAGGUCAGCAGUUUAGAUCCACCAGCCACUCCUUGGAAACCCUAUGGGGUGGUUCUCCUCUGUCCUAUAGGGUCAUUAUUGAAACUGACUCAAUGGCAAUGGAUUUGGUUUGGUUUAAUAGGUAUGUAGUAGUAUCUCAUUUUUGUUUUAAUAUGCAUUUUUUUAAUUUGGUAAGCCAGUUUUGAAGGCUGUCUCUCUUGUACUUCUUUCAAGUAAACUUUUUGUUUUUCAAAUGAUUUUUGUCUUUGAAUCUUCCACUGACAAUUGAACAGUGAUUUGUGGUGAACACUUAUUAGCUUGAGCCAUUGUCUAUAUGUUUAUGUGUGUGUGGAAACCCUGGUGGUGUAGUGGUUAAGACCAAUAGCUGCUAAUCAAAAAGGUCAGCAGUUCGAAUCCACCAGGCACUCCUUGGAAACUCUAUGGGGCAGUUCUACUCUUUCCAGUAGGUUCGGUAUGAGUCGGAGUUGACUCGACGGCAAUGGUUUUUUUUUUUUUUAUGUGUGUGUGUGUGUAUGUGUGUGUAUAUAUAUCCGUAUCUAUAUCGGAGCCCUGGUGGUGCAGUGGUUAAGAGCUACGGCAAGCUAUGGCUGCUAACCAAAAGGUCGGAAGUUAGAAUCCACCAGCCGUUCCUUGGAAACCCUAUGGGACAGUUCUACUGUGUUCUGUAGGGUUGCUAUGAGUCAGAAUUGACAGCAACUUUAAAAAAAACUUUAAAAAAAAUCUCUCUCUCUCUCUCUCUUUAUCUAUCUCUCUAUCAAGAGUAGCCAUCAGAUUUUGGAAAAGAACAGUGUUGCAUGGCUACUUAUCCUGUUUGAUAUCAAAACAUUCUAUAAAGCUAAAGAAAUUAAAACACUGUGGUAUUAGUGCUGAAAGAGACAAAUAGCUAAUGAGGGCAAAGUAGAGACUCUAGAGCCCAACUCAUGAAAAGGGGGCUUAAUCUGUGAGAAAUGUGACCUUUCAAAUUAACGGGGAAAGAGGAACUCUCCAAAAAUGGUUGAUGUUCCAUUUGGGAAAAAUAGACUUACACAAGACCAUACACAAUAGUACGUGCCUGAAUUAACACUGAAAAAUUACGAAAAGUGUGAAAAGUAUUUCUGUAAUUGUGGGAUUCGGGGAGUCUUCCUAUUAAAGACACAGAGUCCUGAAGCCAUUCCUGAGUAGACUGGCAUGUUUUGUUACACAGCACUUAAAACUGCUAAGGAGGGAAGACAGUACUAAGUUAAAAGACAGGAAAAAGACUGGAAGAAAUAUUUGUGCCUACAUAAUAGACAGAUGAUGAAAUGGCCUUCAUAUCAGCAAUGACUGCAACACCCAAACAAAAAAGAAAAGAUAAGGAACAGGCAGUUCUGAGAAAUAAAAUAUCCAGUGAUUUUGUGUGUAUUUGCUCUGUUGGUGACAUAUUGAUUGAGGAGAUGGUAGUUAAACUCCAAAGGCCCAGCCUAGCCCUCUAUCUGCGGUGGGCAGGCCUUACACAGAGCAGCUGGUAUGAGACCCUCAGCAUGUUAGGGUAUAUUGUGGGGCAGCCCAUGCCUGGGCUUAUUCUCGUACUUCAUUCUAAUCACAAAUGUCCAGAGUAAAAAGUCACACAUCUAGAGCCAGUUCAGACUAGUGGGUAGACCCGAAAAUUCAGUCUUGCCUUCAGCCCUGCUGAGCUGAAUUCAGGGAAGAAGUCAAAUUGUUGUAAUUUGCUCACUUGUGUCCAGAACUCCUCACCUGGAGUGAUGCCAAUUUUAUCUAGAAUUGGGAGUGUGUGGCUGAGCCAUGUGGGAGAAGGCCCUGCAGGGAAGUGGGCUUCACAGAAGACUCAUGGGGACUUGCAGACAUCUCUUGGGUGUCAGCUGUGGAGUGAACGGGCAGCAUAUGUUCUCAGGGUGGCCAGAGUUGACAUCAUUGGGGGAUUUCAAGAGAGGGCAGAGGACAUGAAUGAGGGGUAAAGAGGACACAGCACACCUAGUCUUAGAAAGUACAGGCAGCUGUUUCUGGCUGCCAGAGCUGAAAAUUAAAAGAUUAAGUGAGCAUCUCCAGAUUAAUGACUAAAAGAUGAACAGGCCACUCGAAAAUGGUGAGCAUCUUUAACAUCCAAAAGGGUCUUUGCAAUGGUUAAUGUUGUGUUUCAACUUGGCUAGGUCAUGAUUAUCAGUGGUUUGGCAGUUAUAUAAUGAUGUAUGUGAUGGUGAAGAUUGUGGUCAACUUGGCUGGGCCAUGAUUCUCAGUGUUUUGGCAGUUGCAUAAUGUUGUGAUCACUUCCCUGUUGAAAUUUGAUAUGUGAUCACCCCCAGGAUGGAAUCUGCUGAGUGGUACCGGCAGGAGUGGGGCCUGUGGUGGCUCAUCGCCCGCUCAGCCUUCAUCGCUCCACCCUUAGCCGCCUACUUCCUUCCUUCUUGCCUUGCCAAGGCUUUUGGCUGGUUCUGAAUCCUGCAGCUGCCUCUUGUUCAUCUGACUUCUGGUUCUUGGGACUUGAGCUAGCAGCUUACCUGCUGAUUGUUGAUCUUCACAGCCUGUGAGCAAGAGCUCUGCUCUCCAACCUGCCGAUCUUGGGUUCACCAGCCCCUGCAGCUAUGUGAAUCAGGAGAAUCCUUCUGGUCUUGCCUUCCAGUCUUGGAAUUCAUCAACCUUCACAGCCUGUGAGCAAGAGCCCUGCUCUCUGACCUGCCAGUCUUGGGUUUGCCAGCCCCCGCAGCUAUGUGAAUCAGGAGAAUCCUUCUGGUCUUGGCUGCCAAUUUUGGGAUUCAUCAGCCUUCACAGCCUGUGAGCAAGAGUCCUGCUCUCCAACCUACCAGUCUUGGGCUUGCCAGCCCCUGUGGCUACAUGAAUCAGGAGAAACCUCUAUCCUGAUCCACGAACUUGGGAUGUUCCAGCCUCUACAAUCACGUAGGUGGAAUCCACAACAAAAGUCAGUCGUUCUACAAAUCACUGGUUCCGGGUAUGAGGCUCUAAGAUGCUGCAAGUGUGAACAUUUGGUGUCUAUGGAUCUGCUCUGAACCUUAGAGCCUGCUUAUGGGGGAAGGUGACACUCUCUGGGCCCCAUCCAUCCUUCCUCACGACGUCAUCGGCGUCUUAAGCCAGCGCCCACAGCCGCACUUUGGGAGAAGGAUGGAGUCCAAGGUCUCAGAAGGUGGCCUGAAUGUGACACUGACCAUCCGCCUACUGAUGCAUGGGAAGAAGGGAGAGACUGUGAAGAAGAUGCGUGAAGAGAGUGGUGCAAGAAUCAACAUCUCAGAGGGAAACUGCCCAGAGAGAAUUGUGACCAUCACUGGCCCGACGGAUGCCAUCUUCAAGGCCUUCGCCAUGAUCGCGUACAAGUUUGAGGAGGACAUCAUCAACUCCAUGAGCAACAGCCCUGCCACCAGCAAGCCCCCGGUGACACUGAGGCUGGUGGUACCUGCCAGCCAAUGCGGCUCACUCAUCGGCAAAGGCGGUUCUAAGAUCAAGGAGAUCAGGGAGUCCACAGGUGCUCAGGUGCAGGUGGCGGGGGACAUGCUGCCCAAUUCCACAGAGCGGGCCGUGACCAUCUCAGGGACUCCCGACGCCAUCAUCCAAUGUGUCAAGCAAAUCUGUGUGGUGAUGCUGGAGUCCCCACCGAAAGGUGCCACCAUCCCCUACCGCCCAAAGCCCGCCUCCACCCCUGUCAUUUUUGCAGGUGGUCAGGCCUACACCAUCCAGGGACAGUACGCCAUCCCACACCCAGAUCAGUUGACCAAGCUCCACCAGUUGGCCAUGCAGCAAACCCCCUUUCCUCCCCUCGGACAGACCAACCCCGCUUUCCCCGGAGAAAAGCUGCCUUUACACUCCUCCGAAGAAGCUCAAAAUCUGAUGGGCCAGUCGUCAGGUCUGGAUGCCAGUCCCCCGGCCAGCACCCACGAGCUCACCAUUCCCAAUGAUCUAAUAGGCUGCAUAAUUGGACGCCAGGGGACCAAAAUCAAUGAAAUUCGACAGAUGUCAGGAGCACAGAUCAAAAUCGCCAAUGCCACCGAAGGGUCAUCAGAGCGCCAAAUCACCAUCACCGGAAGCCCGGCCAACAUCAGCCUUGCCCAGUAUCUCAUCAAUGCUAGGCUCACAUCCGAGGUCACUGGAAUGGGCGCGCUCUAACCUCCACCUGCCACCUCCCUCCACACCACCACCCUCCUGAGCCACUGCCUCCACCUACUCCUCCAGCAUCCUGUCUGCCCACCACAAAUAUGCUAUAGAUAGGAUUUCUUUACUGACAGAAACAUUAUAUAUAUGUCCAUAUGCGCGGGCGCACACUCACACACACACACACACCUGUAUCUGUAUCUCUGCCGCAUCUGCGCUCCAGCCUCCGUUCUCAGCCCCACUCUCCAGUAUUAGUUUAUGCUCUGUCUGUCCUUGCAUUGGCAUGCAAUGUUAAUUAUUUUAAAUACUUGGGGUGUUCCCAUGUGUGACAUUUUAGAAGUAUUGUUCCUUAGUGUCGUGUAAUGUGACCAUUUUAGAGUUGGGUUGACAUUUUGGCAGCACUUUCUGUGAACUGUCACCUGCCCUGCCAUCUAGAGCGUGGUUGACUUGAGACACAUCCUCUCGCAGAUCCCAUCCUGCUUACUUUAUUCUCGGGAAGCCUGUGCCUGUCUUAGGUCAAGUUUCCGCCUCAGAUCUUAUGGGGUCAGGCCAUGGUUCCUCUGGUCCCACAGGAAGGAAAGUGCAGCCAGGACAGGCAGGAAAGGAGGUGCUCUGAGGACACUGGAUCCUGUCCCAAGGAGCAGGGUGGAGUGGGGUGGGGGUACAGGGGGCCCUGGCUUCAUGGGGAUGUUUCAAGCUGUGGAGGCACGAGAGUAUACUUGCCCUGGAGGGUUCAGGGUCCUGGACUCGCCAAGAGGUGCAGCGUCUGAGCUCAAUAAAUGUCGUCACUCCUGACCAACCAGCUCUGGCUCGUCUCUGUGUUCCCCACAUUCCCCACCUCCUGAUGCACCUAGAUUACCCCCUGUAUAUGUAUGCACACACACAUGCACAUGGGCACACGCAUGCACACACGUAUGCACAUGUAGUACACAUACACUGAACACACACAUGUGCACACACAGUACACUCACCUUCAGGCACACUCUGACUUGUGAACUGGUGUCUCCAUGCCCAGCCAGUACCAAAGGCCUGGAUGUGGGCAUGUUUCCUCAGCUUUUCCCAGCACCAUGCGUGGUGCCCCUCCUGUAUACAGACACACUGUCGUCCAUAAACCCAGAAUCCUCUUGUGUGAGAUCAUUUUGAAAUCUGGAUAGAUUUAAUUUGCCUGCCACCCCCAUCCCUCCCCCUCUCCUCGUACCUCCUCUGGGCCUCCCUUCUCUUUGGCCUUCUCCUGUGCCCUCCAGUUCCUCCCUUCUUCCUCCCCAGUCCCUCUGCUUCAGGCUCUGAGCGCCUUUUGCCGCCACCAUCUGCACCACCCCCCAGAGCUGUCUGUGUGUCUGUGCCCACUUCUGACAACUGCCCUUUGUCCCCUCCUCACGGCUGGGGCCCCAUGCCCUGCUUCGGGGCAGCAAGGGCACCACAGCCCACUCUGCCUGGCGCCACCAUGUUCCCUGCCCCACUGGGCUCCACAGGCUAGUGACAAGGGGUGGCACACAUCCAAGCCCCCAGUCAGAGUGCCACCCCCUUCCCAUCUCAGGUCUUGGGGUUCCCAGGGCCCUCAAGAAGGCAGGUGGGGCACACCAAACCAAAAAACCCAACCCAUUGCCGUCAAGUCAAUUCUGACUCAUAGCGACCCUGUAGAACAGAGUAGAACUGCCCCAUAGGGUUUCCGAGGAGCAGCUGGUAGAAUGAAACUGCCAACCUUUUGGUUAGCAGCCGAGCUUUUAACCGCUAUAUCACCAAGGUUUCAGGUGGGGCACACAGGGGUAAGCAAUUCCAGGAGGGCGGACUCCAGCUGGGCCCUCAACAGUUCUUAGAGCCACCCAACACAAGCACGUGGGUGGAGUCGAGGGCCACAGAGAAUCCUGCCUCAGCCUUGAUAGCCCCCAUCACAUCAGGGUCUCUCCUGUCUCUGCCCAUGUGGGAGCCACACUGGGCUGUGUUUUCAGUUCCCCACUUCCUAUUCCCCGGAAGGUCCAUGGCACCGAGACUGAGGCCACCAGACACCAUGGCCCUCCGAGUCCCCAGUCGGUGACAUGGUCAGGU